CAUCUGACUUUGACAGAAAUAAAUAGAUCAACCGUGUCUCUAUCUCAAUCUCAAAACAUCAAGCAAAACAUAAAGGGAAAGGAAUUCAACUUGGUAGAUGCCAUAAUAUUUGUACAUAAUCGUAUGAUCUGAUUUUCCUGACUUUCUGUGUCGUAGAUAAUGGAUAAAUACUACACUUUUAAUCCAAAAAUAAUGAGUAAAACGAGGACGGCGGGUGAUGGAAUGGAGUCGAACGAAAGUACGUCAGAAGGGGGAAGUAACGUCGAUUCGAAGACUACAGUUACUUCCAAUAGAAAGGACAGUGUAUUGCCUGUUCGAUUGGUCCAAGUAUUUCCCACUAAUACUCUAAAAUCUGAUAAAAAGAAGUCAAUAAACAUGAAGACAGCCAAGUUUGUGCCUUAUGAACCAUACCCAGCUGCUGUAAAGCCUAUGACGCCCCAACUUGUGGCGAAAGGGUUAAAAAAGUCAAGGAACAACAUGGAUAUUAACACUUUAAUCACUCAAAUGUCUCAGAUGAACACUGACUUGAAUGAAUUCAAACCUAGGCCUAAGUUAAACUCAACUAGUGAUAAGUCUGGAUCUAGUGCUGACACCUGUGCAGAGAAACUUGAGAUGCAAAAGAAAAUUGAUAACUUAACACAUGAAAAUGAAUCUCUUAAAGAACAACUGAAACAACAAGUUCAGGUCAAUAAAGAAUUAAAAACAAUGUUGGUGGCGUCUAUGGGUGAGGACCUUGAGAUACAAGUACAAUCUCUGAAUGAUGAUAAAAAGCACUUGGCAAACGCUUUACUGAGUUCUGCACAACACUUGUCUACACAUCAGGAACAAACAGAAUGGUUGGCUGGUCAGUGUGAAGUUUGGAGAAGCAAGUUUCUGGCUAGCAGCUUGAUGGUAGAAGAGCUUGCACAAUGUAAGAAAUUGUUCAAUGAAAAGACUGACAAUUUGCAACAAGCAAUUAAACAACUACUUGACGAGAGGUGCAGAGCUAGAGACAUGAUGUUAUGUACCUACAAAAACUUGUACAGUCUACACGAAAAGUGGCUUGAAAAUAUCGCCAUUUCCGAGUAUGUUGGCAACAGCAAGAUAUACAACCGUCCAAUAGGAAAUCUACAUUUCAAUGCAACUGCCCCACAUUCUACAAAUAUAAUUGAUAUGGCGUCCGUUAAUUUGAAACUCUCUGAAAAUAUUAGCAGUUCAGUAGAAAAACAGGAUAUCAGUCAUUUGAAUAGUUUACCGACUAUCACUGAAGGAGAGAAAAAUGCUGAAAACAUAAUGGCGAUGCCCCUUGAAGUGAAGAAAGUGAAUGAAGAGCCAGUGAACGCGUUAGUCCACCACGCGUACAGCAACAGCGGCAACACAGUUCGACCAAUAGCGUCCUGCGUGCAUUGUCACGGGAAAGUCCAACUUCUCUAGUUAGUGUAACUUUUAGAAACACCUGGAUUCUAAAAAGUCCGGUCAACAUUGAAUAAGUCUUACAGCCGUAUGCAAGGACGGCGCUUUGCUAAGUGGCGUUUUGACACACGGCUCAUUACUUUCUCUUAAUACUUAGAUGUGAGUGGCAAGUCAAGUCCUGUGAUUGUUAACCGAAAUUUUGGCAAACCAAUCACAAUAAGAUACUAAAUUAGUCCCCAUAUUGAAAGAGGGCCUUUUAGAAACCGGGUUUAGUGUAUUCGUAUUUAUUUCUAGGGAUUAAGGUCAUGUAUUGUUUAGACAUAAUUUUUCAGGGGACAGACAAUAAUGUGUUCGUGCCAAUUUCAUGUGUUUGAGUUGAACUGUCUUAGAUUUCGAAAUAGUUCUGUUUUUUACGACUGUAACUCUUUCAACUACAGAUGAAAUAAUAUUACGAUAUUCUAAUACUUUCAUUGUUCCAGUAGCAAAUACAUGAAGCCGUUUGAUAUAGUUAUUAAACAUCGCGGUCAUUGUAAGCUCAUCAAAAUCUUUCAAACUGUUGCCAUUGCAUUGUAUUGCUCAUUUUUCCUACCCCAAUGUCAAUCACGUCAAAGAGUUCAGCAUGUUAGUUGAUCAGAAUCAGAUAGCUUUAAUGUUUCGUUAUCCCUGCCUCCAUCAAAAUUAAAAGGUGAAAAUCAACAGGGUUAUUUGUCUAAAAGAAAUUCACAAUAACUUCCUUGUAUAAACAUAUAAUACAUAAUAUAGUUACUAGUUAGCUAAGUGUGCAUCGCACAUAAACUUAUGACGCGUCGAGGUCAAUUUGACUAAGUAAUUUUAGUUAAUAAUAUUUUAAAACAAAUGGUGCUCUCAGUAAUAAAUGAUUUGGUUUUAUGGAUGUGAAUUAUUAAGCGCAAAGAAUUUUAAAUAAAAUAUUAUUCCGGCUAUUACUGUUACCUACUGCUAAAAUAAGCACGAAGGCGUUUUGGAAAUCGAUAUAGGAACUAAAUCUGCAAAGAUAUUUUUGUGAAGGUCUUCCACUCUUGCAUACUUUCGUCAAGA
Messenger RNA from Trichoplusia ni (cabbage looper), 2448 nucleotides. RefSeq names its product golgin-45. The record is from RefSeq and is a predicted model, not a curated record. The coding region runs from base 160 to 1413 and encodes 417 amino acids. Gene Ontology annotation, biological process: Golgi to plasma membrane protein transport; Golgi organization. The transcript is spliced from 6 exons. Gene Ontology annotation, cellular component: Golgi membrane. NCBI's taxonomy places the organism in Eukaryota, Metazoa, Arthropoda, Insecta, Lepidoptera, Noctuidae.